This is a messenger RNA of Rotaria sordida, 672 nucleotides long. The record is from the annotation of a GenBank genome assembly. NCBI's taxonomy places the organism in Eukaryota, Metazoa, Rotifera, Eurotatoria, Philodinida, Philodinidae.
AUGUUUGAAAGAAUUGAAAAGAAUUAUAUUGAUAAAACUUUAAGUAAUAUGAAUAAGAUGGAUAUUAUAAGACGAUUUUUUCAAAAAGCAUCAUUAGAACAGGACCCAAAAUGGUUAAUUAAAGCUUAUACAGCUGAAACGGAUUUUUACCGCGUAUUGAAUAAUGAAAUAGCAUGCGGCGCAAAUCAAAGUCAACAAGAACGACGCUAUAUUAUAGCCUUAAUUUCACAUCAUCCAUCGUUGGAUACAUACACAUUUAUUGGUAAUGCCUAUCGAGUUAUGCAAAUAAACAAUGAAAAUCUUACUAGAUAUAAAUCUGGCUGUUAUUUAAUGACAAAAUCGUUUUUAUCUUCAUCGAUUGAUCGAAAAGUUGUCGAAUUGCAUUCAAUUCGAGAAGAAAACUUUGUAAUAGGGCAGAAAUCAGCAGUAGAACGAACUAAAUCCGAUGGAACAUUGAUUAAAGUAUGGGUAAUGUGCAUUUAUACCAUUAAACAUCGUCGUACUGGUUUACAUAUUGAAAAUUAUUCUCAAUAUGCAAAUGAAGGAGAAAUAUUGAUUAUGCCUCAUAGUGUAUUUCAAGUGAAAAAAGUAUCGAAACAAAAUUCUUCAUCUUUACCAAAUAAUCCAUCAAUUACUGAAAUACACUUGGAAGAAUGUGAUCAAUAUAUAUAA